AUGUCUCAUUUAGUGAAUGGAAAAGUAGAUUAUAUGGUGAUGUAUUUUUUAUUAGGUGUUUGGUAUUUUAUGUACAUGAUAGAUCAUUGUAUUUUUAUAAUAUAUAAUAUUAAAUUAAUAAUUGUCAUUCUAGUAGAAGUGUUUGUAUUGAUACUUUUUUCAUUUUCUCUUUUAAAUGCGUCAUUAAUUGAGUUUACUCAUAAACGUUUCUCUAAUUUAAUACAUUUUAUUCGUCCAAUUGUUUGUGGAAGUAUUAGCUUAAUUUGUAUAAUUUUUAUUUUUAUUGGAUAUCAAAUAUCAAGUAUUAUGUUUGAAGUGAUAUGGUUAUGUUCAGUGUUUCUUCCAAUUUUUAUUUCUUUAUUAUUAUAUUUAUAUCAAAUUAUUUGUUUAACUAAUCGAUUUAUCCUUAUUAUUUUAUUCAUUAUUUCAUCUGGGAUUGGGUUAAUAGGUAUUGUAGUAUUUUUUGUUUAUGAUAAAAACAGAUGUAACUGGUUAUCUCAAUAUCUUGGAUCAGAAGAAAUUCUGAUGACAUGUAUUAUUUCAUCAAUGUGGUUAUUCUUUCGUUUCUUUAAGAAACACAAAGAGGAAUUAACCAAUGGAAAGAAGAUUGGGCAAAUUGAAAUUGAAGGAAAAGUUGUUGAUGUGGAGCUUGAGAUGAAGUAG
This is a messenger RNA of Entamoeba nuttalli P19, 663 nucleotides long. RefSeq lists its product as hypothetical. The coding region runs from base 1 to 663 and encodes 220 amino acids. The transcript has a single exon. NCBI's taxonomy places the organism in Eukaryota, Evosea, Mastigamoebida, Endamoebidae. The record is from RefSeq and is a predicted model, not a curated record.